Messenger RNA from Cyprinus carpio (common carp), 1625 nucleotides. Its product is annotated as cyclin-P-like. Bases 106 to 1332 code for a protein of 408 amino acids. The record is from RefSeq and is a predicted model, not a curated record. Gene Ontology annotation, molecular function: cyclin-dependent protein serine/threonine kinase regulator activity. Gene Ontology annotation, biological process: mitotic cell cycle phase transition; regulation of cyclin-dependent protein serine/threonine kinase activity. NCBI's taxonomy places the organism in Eukaryota, Metazoa, Chordata, Actinopteri, Cypriniformes, Cyprinidae. The transcript is spliced from 9 exons. Gene Ontology annotation, cellular component: cytoplasm; centrosome; nucleus.
AGUGAAGGGUCAAUUAGUAAGCUUUAUUAGUGCCACUGGUGUUAAUUAGCUGAUGGUAAACUGCAGAUUCAGUGUGAGCGGGUAGCUGCAGUGUCUUGGUGAAUCAUGGCUCGAACUGGGUUUUGUGAUUCCAGGCAACUGUUGGACCUCCAUAUGACUGAUGACAGACAAGUGCCCCUGCGGACGUGGACAAACUCCUGUGUUCUGAGGGAGCGCAGGGUGUUUGAUGAAGGAGAGGAGUUGGGUCCGGGGCAGCACUACAAACCCACACAGGAGAGUCGAUGGGUAACUGCAGCUCUUAUGUCUUUAUGUGCCAAGGUUCGAAGGCUUCCCAUUUCUGCAGAGGAUGGGAUCAUAAUGGAUUACGCUCCGCAGGAUGAGUCAAUGCCUUCAGAUGUCUAUGAAGAGGAGGCUUUGCUGAAGUGUCUGAACAGGUUGCCAGGUCCACCUAGUCUGCGAGAACUGAUGCCUGGACUUCUGCGCAGAGAGGUGGAAGUAGCCAUCAGUAAGCUGGGGCUCCUCUAUGAUAAGACCUAUGCAUGGGACAUCUUUUCAGACAUGAUGAGAAGUCAGCUACUAUGCACUCUCCCAAACGCUGACCUGCCCAAGCAUUUCAGUGACACAUCGAGAGCUAUCUUGGUUGACUGGCUAAUUCAAGUCCAUGAAGUGUUUCAGUUCUCGGAGGAAACGUUGUAUCUGGCAGUUCACCUGUUGAAUCGAGCACUAAGGCUCAUCAAAGUGUCCAUCUCUGGCCUGCAGUUACUGGGUGUGGUUUGCCUUUUUCUGGCUGCUAAAAAAGAGGAAUGUCUGUUACCAGAGGUGUCAGAGCUCUGCUAUCUGAUGGAGAAUGCCUACAGUAAGAAACAGCUGCUACGGAUGGAGAGGAGGGUUUUAACUGGGCUCAAGUUUGAUCUCUAUCACUGUCCCCCUCUUCAUUUUCUUCUCAUCUCUGCUUCCAUCGCACGCUGCAGCAAUAAGGUGGUCUGGAUGGCACGAUACCUGUUGGAGCUUUCGCUCUUGGAGGGGCAAUGUGUGGUGUAUCUGCCCGCCCAGCUGGCAGGUGCUGCCCUCCUUCUGGCCCGCAGGAUCCUGCAGGAAGCUCCUUCUGAUGGAGAGAUGGCCUGGUGCAUUGCCGGUAGUAUCCAUAUAGGAAGUGAAGCAGCUCUCCUCAGUAUAAUGCAGAUCAUGGCCGUGGCAGCAGCGAGAGCACAUGCUCGUGAGACCCGUGCCACUUACAUCAAGUUCUCUACUAUACAAACCCUCCAUGUCAGCAUGCACCCUGCCCUGAAAGCUGCCCCUGGCCUACUGGGCCUGUCGUGCCCUCAGACGUGAUGAGGCAAAAUAGGGCUGGAAAUGUUCAGGACCGCUGCAUAGCACUACUACUCUAAGAAGGGAAAGAAAUGCUGAAUAUGGCCAAGUCAGGAGGAUUGUUGUCUUGGUUACUCUACCUGGACUGAAUUGUUUUCUGUAACUUUUUAUAGUAAUCUUGUCACUUGAUGUAAAAGGAUAAAGAAAAAAAUUGUGUAUUUAUGUCUUUGUAGCUUUUAAGUGUUUAUCAAUGCUAUGGUGAAAAAUGUGUAUAUACUGGAGUAUGGUGUCUUAUGGAAUUAAAGCAUUUUGAAACA